Messenger RNA from Poeciliopsis prolifica (blackstripe livebearer), 1369 nucleotides. Its product is annotated as gastrula zinc finger protein XlCGF8.2DB-like. The coding region runs from base 56 to 1189 and encodes 377 amino acids. The transcript is spliced from 2 exons. The record is from RefSeq and is a predicted model, not a curated record. Lineage: Eukaryota; Metazoa; Chordata; Actinopteri; Cyprinodontiformes; Poeciliidae.
UUCAUGUGUGAACUGUGGAAAAAGUUUUAGUGAAAAAACGGCAUUAACUCAGCACAUGAGGAUUCACACUGGUGAAAAGCCGUUUUCAUGUGGGAACUGUGGAAAAAGUUUCGGUCGAAAAGAGUAUUUAACUCAGCACAUCAGGAUUCACUCUGGUGAAAAGCCGUUUUUAUGUGUGAACUGUGGAAAAAGUUUUAGUGAAAAACAGAAUUUAACUAAGCACAUGAGGAUUCACACUGGUGAAAAGCCGUUUUCAUGUGUGAACUGUGGAAAAAGAUUUAGACAUAAAUAUAGUUUAACUCUGCACAUGAGGAUUCACACUGGUGAAAAGCCGUUUUCAUGUGUGAACUGUGGAAAAAGUUUUAGUGAAAAACAGAAUUUAACUAAGCACAUGAGGAUUCACACUGGUGAAAAGCCGUUUUCAUGUGUGAACUGUGGAAAAAGUUUUAGUCAAAAACAGGAUUUAACUCAGCACAUGAUGAUUCACUCUGGUGAAAAGCCGUUUUCAUGUCCGUUUUCAUGUGUGAACUGUGGAAAAAGUUUUAGUCUAAAACAGAAAUUAACUCGGCACAUGAUGAUUCACUCUGGUGAAAAGCCGUUUUCAUGUGUGAACUGUGGAAAAAGUUUUAGUCAAAAACAGAAUUUAAGUCGGCACAUGAGGAUUCACACUGGUGAAAAGCCAUUUUCAUGUGUGAACUGUGGAAAAAGUUUUAGACAUGAACAGCAUUUAACUCAGCACAUGAGGAUUCACACUGGUGAAAAGCCGUUUUCAUGUGUGAACUGUGGAAAAAGUUUUAGUCAAAAACAGGAUUUAACUCGGCACAUGAUGAUUCACACUGGUGAAAAGCCAUUUUCAUGUGGGAACUGUGGAAAAAGUUUUAGACAUAAACUGGAUUUAACUCGGCACAUGAGGAUUCACACUGGUGAAAAGCCGUUUUCAUGUGUGAACUGUGGAAAAAGUUUUAGUCGUAAACAGCAUUUAACUAAGCACAUGAUGAUUCACACUGGUGAAAAGCCAUUUUCAUGUGUGAACUGUGGAAAAAGUUUUAGUGAAAAAUGGGCAUUAACUCAGCACAUGAUGAUUCACUCUGGUGAAAAGAUAUUUUCAUGUGGGAACUGUGGAAAAAGUUUUAGUGAAAAACGGGCAUUAACUCAGCACAUGAGGAUUCACACUGGUGAAAAGCUGUAAAAUUAUUUUCUGUACAUGUCCUAUGUUGAGGUUCACUAUAGAUUUGAUUUUGUUAAAAACUAGAAUGAAAGACUGGAGGGGUUUCAUGUCUAUAAAGCUGAAAAUUUUAGUAUUUAAAUGUGAUCAUAUGGACGUUGUGCAACCAUCCAACAAUAAUGAUAAACUGUAUGUUAUUGUACU